CCAUAUCCGUCACCAACCCACUGUCAAUGUUGCAAUUGCCGCUUAGGUUUCAUCGAAAGAAAAAAAAAAACGAAAAAGAGAGAGAAAGAAAGAAAAUCCGAGCCGCUUGCUUUUUACUGUGCCUCCCUCACAGCCUCUCAGGUGCUGAUCGUCUGGCACCCUAUCUUAAUUUCCUCCCCUCUUUCUCUUUUCCGGCUUCGACCAUGGCUUCUGUAUCGGGUUCUGUACUUCUAAGAAAAAAUUCUCCAAUUCAUCUUCCUUUCGAAUUACACUUAAAUGAACUGGAUUACAAUCGGGCAAGGACAAAACGUUCCAGAUUGUCUCUGAAUCUAAAUCAUCCCGGGAGGCUGCAACUAUCAUCAACCAGAAGGCCUCUGAAAAUGAAAAUUCAAGCUGCUUAUAGUAACGAUGGAAGGCCAAGCAGUGCUAGCAUUUUCGUUGGUGGAUUUAUAUUAGGAGGACUCAUCGUUGGCACAGUUGGCUGUGUGUAUGCACCUCAGAUCAGCAAAGCACUAGCUGGUGCUGACCGAAAGGAAUUAAUGCGAAAAUUGCCAAAAUUCAUAUAUGAUGAGGAAAAAGCUUUAGAGAAAACUCGAAGAGUACUGGCUGAGAAAAUUGCACAACUGAACGAUGCCAUUGAUGAUGUUUCUGCUCAGCUACGGUCAGAGGAGGCCCCAAAUGGAGUAGCUGUGAACUCUGAAAUUGAAACUGCUACAUGAGCGUGCUUCUCUGCCCUGCUAUGGUGCAAUUGGUUAUCACUCUCUUCACCGGCAGAUACCUUGCUUUAAAAAAUGUAUCUAAAUUUCUUGUGAUACUAAUUUCUUCUCAGUAAUAAAUUCAUCAGUUAUUUUAAAUAUUUUAUUGGCAGCUCGUGGCUUGGGUAAAACAGUCUUUACCUUCACUUGCCUGUGGGCUGUGGCCGUCCUUCUGGAGAUCUAUGCAUACAGCAUGAAUGAUUUCGGGAUUUCAGUUGUGUUAGUUUGUUAAUGAGUUGUCAUGAUGAGCUGAUUAUACUAUAGAUGUGAACUAGCAAACAAGUGUAUCAGUAAAUUGACCUUGGAUUCGAUAAGUAAUGGAUUGUAUUCAUCUUGGAAUUUUCCAACUAA
Prosopis cineraria is the source of this 1106-nucleotide messenger RNA. RefSeq lists its product as uncharacterized. The coding region runs from base 27 to 719 and encodes 230 amino acids. Gene Ontology annotation, cellular component: chloroplast inner membrane; chloroplast thylakoid membrane. Lineage: Eukaryota; Viridiplantae; Streptophyta; Magnoliopsida; Fabales; Fabaceae. The record is from RefSeq and is a predicted model, not a curated record. The transcript is spliced from 5 exons.